CUGCAUGAUUUUGAAGCAGCACAGGUCAUAAUAAGGUUAAAUGCCUCCCAAAAGGGCACGGCUUACUCUAAUACCAAAAUGCUGCGCGCUACUUUUGACAUUGCUAAAAUCUUUGACAGCUUGGCAAAACUUCCUCGGGUUUGAUAUGUACCUCGCGUUGAAUCCGCCCGAGCUGUGUCUGUGUUUCUAUUCCUGUCACCAUGGAGAUGAGGGCACAGAUAGGUGCCGUGGCUCGCAGACUACAGCAGCUGUAUUUACCAAUGAGUUCAUCUGCAGGGAUAGACACUAAAAAUCCUGCCAGACUCCCUCUGUGCAUGUGCGAGCGUUUAUCCGUGCAUCUGCUCUCUUGCCGGGUUGGUGUGUGUACGUUGGAUGAAUGUGUUUGGGUGAUACUCCCUCCCGGACGUGGAGGAAAGGGCAGCCGGACAAACACAAAGCCAACAGAGGUGGGACAUCACAGACAGAGACAGGAGGCUUUGGGACGGAACACGUUUCAGGGCCAAAGGAGGGGGUGGGGGUGCACAAGGCAGUUGUUAACCUUCGUAUCAUGGUGUCACAUGCCUGCCGCUGCAGACAGAGCAGAACAAAAACACAGAUGGAGAGACCUCGACUAAGGACACGCACUUGACUGUCUUUUCCACUCAACUCUGCUUUCUCUUCCCCUUCCCUCAUUUCCUGCUUCUUGCUGUCUGUUAUCCUGUUUUCCUACUAACGUCUGAUGUUCUUUUGUGCAGCUUGUCAGCUACAUCUUUUUUUGACAACACUUACAGCUGCUUUUCCUUUGUCUUUCUGCUUUUAAUGUUCCUUCCUCUUACUUCCUGCCAUUUCCUUCUCACCUUCCUGACUAAGCCUUUACUCUAACGUGCUACUAAUCCUCUUUUUGACUGUUUCUCAGAAGCUUUCUAUUCAAUCUAUUUCCUGCCUCCCUUCUCUCCGUGGCUCCUAUCUUUUGGAUGGAUAGCUACUUCCUCCUCUACAGUUCCUCCCAAAGAACCGGACUUCUCUCUGGUUUCCAGCGUCUGCGCUCGCAGAGAAAGAUGUGUGAUGUCGUUCUAGAGGCCGGCGGUGUAUCGUUCCCUUGUCAUCGCGCCCUUUUGGCCAGCUCGAGCGAAUAUUUUUGGGCUCUAUUUGGAGAGACUACUUCAGAGCGAUUAGCGAGCUCCAUUAGCCUCCCAGCGCUAACGUCUCAGGGUUUAGACACCAUUCUAGACUUCCUUUACUCCAGCUGGCUCAGCGUAUCACCAUCUACACUUCCUGCCGUCUUGGAGGCAGCCAGGUACUUGCAGGUGGAGCCGGCCGUGUCAAUAUGCGAGCGCUUUAUUACUGAUGGUUUAAGCGCUGAGAAUUGCUGUUGCUAUGCUAACCUGGCCGAGCAUCACGCCCUCUCAGAUGCACUUGAAGCUGCCAAUCAAACCAUCGCUAUGGAGAUGGGGACAUUGCUGCGGGAAAGCAGGGAUGACCUUCUAAGUCUGAACAUCCAAUCAUUGAUGGCGAUCCUCGACGCUGACGAGAUACCUGGUGUCCAAGAGGUGGAUCUCAUAAGGCUGGCUCUGGAUUGGCUGAAUGAGAAUGGGCCUCUUCCCCUGCUGAAAUCAAAUCUUCUGCUGAGUCGUCUGCGCUUCGGAUUGGUCGCCCCCUCUGACCUCACCAAACUCAGCCUCGCCCACAGAGCCAUGGCCACACCUUUAAUCAGAAGUCAGCUGACUCGGGCAAUGGAGUACCACAGGCUGGGUUCAACUCAGCCCAUCAGACAGACCAGACAGUCAACACUUAGAGCGUCGCCCAAUCGUGUGCUGCUUGUGGGUGGAGGAUCCAGCCCUGAUUGGCCAGAACAGCAGAUCCUGGCGUUUGAUCCCAGAAGCAGGAAGUUUUCAUCUCUGAGCUCCAGUCUCCCUCUGAGGCUGAGGAAUCACUGUGUGUGCUCGGUGGGAGGUUUUCUCUUCGUGAUUGGCGGAGAGGAAGUGAAAGAAGGAGACGAGGAUGGGAAAAAGUCUGUCACAAUUGCAACAUCCAACCAGGUGUGGCGCUACGAUCCUCGUUUUGACCGCUGGGAGAAGGUGGAGUCCAUGCUGGAGAUGCGGGCGCAGUUCACCUGCUGUGUGGUUGAGGAGGUCAUUUAUGCCAUCGGGGGACAACACACACUACCAGACACCAACGCACACACCUCCCUAGCUUCUGUUGAGUUUUAUGACAUGGCCACUGGAGCAUGGAGGAGAGGAGCAGCGAUGCCUCGCCCCUUAUGUGGCCACGCUUCCACUGUGCUCGAAAACUGCAUCUAUGUGUCCGGCGGUCUACCGAGCAAUCACAGCAGCAUCCAUGGCAGUAACCAUGGUGAUAACCCGGAUGAGCACAGAGAAAGCAGCAGAGACGUCCUGUUCUGGGACACCAAAGGCAGAGUCUGGGAGAGGCGAGCGUCCAUGUCCAUCGCCAGGUUCGGUCACCGCCUUGCAACUGUCCACGGCCACAUCUACGCGCUGCUGGGAAGGUACGAGCCUUUCUGCGAUAUCGAACAAUACGAUUCGAAGUCAGACCACUGGACCCGCCUUCGACCGCUUCUCAUUGGCUCCUUCAACUAUGGGAUGGUGUCAAUGCCUUGUGGGAAUCUGCUGGUAUUUGGAGGGAGAAGAUGGAGCGACGGACAGGAGGUGAUAGUGAGGAGUGUGUUGGAGUAUGAUACAAAGAAAGAUCGCUGGAGAGAGAUCUGUCAGCUGCCCAGACCUCUCACUGGGACUGAGUGCACACUGCUGCCCCUGCCAGACUAAAGUGCACAGGUCAUAAGACAUUUUUAACAUGAAAGUGAGACAGUUUCACUUAUAGGUGCAACAUAGUCUCAAAAUGGCAGAGCACAUGUUAAAAUGAUGGUGGGAUUAUAUCAUGAAUUGUACUCUCAGUUUUAAUGUGUUUGUCAUAUAAAAGAGGUUACUCAACAGUUUAGUUCAGGGAAACAAACUAUUGGGUUUCAGCCUCGAAACCACAGUUUCUAGUUUCUUAUUUCUGGAUAUUUACCUAGGAAAAUAUUUCAAAAGGGUGAAUUUAAAAUAAAAUACGUUUUCCUAACCUAAUCUAUUUAGUAUUUAAUGAAAUAGUUUGGGAAAUACACUUCUACCAGUUCUACCUAAGUUUGAUUAGAAGAGUGAUACCUCUCUGAUCCAUGUCUGUUCAAUAUAAAGUUAUUAACAGGAGAGUAUAAAGCACAUGACCUCCCUGUGCAACUUCAACUUUUUAGACUUUGGUUUUUGCAUGGAUAAAUUAGUGAGAAUUACAGGGGCUUGCAGGCAGAUUACUAUGUUACCACUGGACAGAGCUAAGCUAGCUGUUUUUCCAGUUACCAGUCUUAAUGCUAAGCUAAGCUACUCCACUACUUCUUAUAGGAGCAGUUCAACGUUUUGGGUAAUACAUUUAUGAGUUUUUGCAGUGUUAGAUGAUAUAUAACCAUGACACAAUUAGCCAAGGUUAACAGAAAGAACAUAACCUGUUGUAAAACCACAAUGUACGUUAUGUUUCAAGCCUUUAUGGUAAGCUAAGCUACUUUACUACUACUUAUAGGAGCAGUUUGACUUUUGGGAUGUAAACCUCCUUAUACUUUUCUUUACUUCCCGAAAGUUAGAUGAGAAGAUUGAUUGACUCUCAUGUCUGUGUGCUAAAUAUAAAGCUAGAGGCAGCAGACAGUUAGCGCUUAGCAUAAAGAACAGGACUUCCUGUAAAACCAUGUAGGCCAACUGUCAUUUUUGAAGUUCAGGUUUUACAUGAACAAGAUGUAACGUAUUAAGUUUAUUGUUCCCUUCAGACACAGACAAGCUUUUUCCUAGUUUCCAGUCUUUAUGCUGAGCUAAGCUAACCAUCUCCUGGUUUCAGCUAA
Micropterus salmoides (largemouth bass) is the source of this 3859-nucleotide messenger RNA. Its product is annotated as kelch-like protein 34. The transcript has a single exon. Lineage: Eukaryota; Metazoa; Chordata; Actinopteri; Centrarchiformes; Centrarchidae. The record is from RefSeq and is a predicted model, not a curated record. The coding region runs from base 954 to 2762 and encodes 602 amino acids. Gene Ontology annotation, molecular function: protein binding.